AUGGUCGUCGAAAAGGGCAACAGAAUCCACGUCCCCGCCAGCGAGAUCACUAGCAAAAAGGUCACGGUCGAAUGGCAGCAGAGUCUCAAGAUGCAUUCCCAAGACUACUACUCUGUUCCUUUCUUCAACAAAGACAAAGGAGAUGAACAGAGCGUCCUCUUCAUCCAGACAAGUUAUCUUGACUCUUUCAAGAAUAAGAACAUCCGAUCCUCGGCCGGUUGGUUCAGUUACAUCUUCAGCUUUUUUUCCAGGAAUGCCGACGACGGGGAUUACACCGUCAUUGUCGAUGAUUCAUUUCAGUACGGCCAGAACUCCGACCAGACCUCCCGGUGGUUGGCGUAUCAUGACAAGGGCAUAACAGCGUUCCAAUGGCGCUACGUCGCAAGCCUUCAGUCUACUGUGGGCUCUGCAUUGGCUGGUUUUGGCGGCGGUAUUUUCAAACAGUACAGUGGCGUUGACGUCGGCAAACUCUCUGGCCUGAUCGGUGACCCUCUUCAUAACUUUUAA
Colletotrichum chrysophilum is the source of this 507-nucleotide messenger RNA. RefSeq lists its product as uncharacterized. Bases 1 to 507 code for a protein of 168 amino acids. The transcript has 3 exons. The record is from RefSeq and is a predicted model, not a curated record. NCBI's taxonomy places the organism in Eukaryota, Fungi, Ascomycota, Sordariomycetes, Glomerellales, Glomerellaceae.